Molecule: messenger RNA, 588 nt
Organism: Lemur catta (Ring-tailed lemur)
Lineage: Eukaryota; Metazoa; Chordata; Mammalia; Primates; Lemuridae
Product: ribose-phosphate pyrophosphokinase 1-like
Exons: 1
Coding region: 1-588 (195 amino acids)
Biological process (GO): purine nucleotide biosynthetic process; 5-phosphoribose 1-diphosphate biosynthetic process
Cellular component (GO): ribose phosphate diphosphokinase complex; cytoplasm
Molecular function (GO): magnesium ion binding; ATP binding; ribose phosphate diphosphokinase activity
Source: RefSeq, a predicted model, not a curated record
AUGCCAAAUAUCAAAAUCUUCAGUGGCAGCUCCAAUCAGGACUUAUCUCAGAAAACUGCUGACUGCCUGGGCCUGGAGCUAGGCAAAGUGGUGACUAAGAAAUUCGGCAACCAGGAGACCUGCGUGGAAAUUGGCAAAAAUGUACAUGGAGAGGAUGUCUACAUUGUUCAGAGUGGUUGUGGCAAAAUCAAUGACAACUUAAUGGAGCUUUUGAUCAUGAUUACUACUUGCAUUGUUUCAGCCAGCUGUGUUACUCCAGUCAUCGCAUGCUUCCCUUCUGCCUGGCAGGAUAAAAGGAGUAAGAGCCGGGCUCCAAUCUCAGACAAGCUUGUUGCAAAUAUGCCAACUAUGAAGGGUGCAAAUCAUGUUAUCACCAUGAACCUACGUAUUUCUCAAACUCACAUCUUUUUUGAUAUCCCAGUGGACACUGUGUAUGCAGAGCCAGUAGUCCUGAAGUGGAUAAGGGAGAAUAUUUUUGAGUGGAGGAACUACACUAUUGCCUCACAUGAUGCUGCUAGAGCUAACAGUGUGACCUCCAUUGCAGAGCAGUUGAUUGUGGACUUUGCCUCAGAGAACUCAAAAUGGUGA